AAAUAACACACAAGACUCAGAUUAUGAUGAUCUGAAAAACGAAACUAGAAUCAGAUAACAUGAAGUUUUAUAAUCCACUCUAUCAUAUAGUGUUUAAACACUUUUUGUUUUGAUUAAAAUAAAUUCAUCAAAAUGAAGGAAACAACGACAGGAGGAAAUACACCUACGCUUAUGAUAAGUGGUAGAAUGAGAAUUGAAUAUGUUAGUUGUUGUUGUUGUUGUUGUUGUUGUGGUUAUUAUUGAUAUUAUUUCUUAUUUCAUAUAAAAUAAUCAUUUAUUAGUGGAUACAUUGAAAUACAGUCUUUUUAUUUCCCUGUUUAUUCCAUUCAUUUGUCAAUUGUUGUUCGCUUGUGUUGUUCUCAGUGAUGAUGAUGGUGGUGGUGGUAGUAGUGGUAAAGUGAUGGUCAUGUUUCUUGUUCGUAGAUCAAAUAUUUAUGUCUUUACUCCCACCCCUGUAAACACAAAUAAAAACUAGAUAUAUAAGUACAUCAAUCUAUCUCUCUCUUUAUAUAUAUAUAUAUACCUAUUACUUUAAAAUCUUUUACAAAAUUGCCCCUUUUUUGCCAUUGUGAACAAAUAGUCUUAAGAAAGAUUGUCAAUAUAGUUUAUUUGCAGUCUUAAACCUCAAUGGGAAGAUACAAGCAAAACAAUAUCAAGUGAAUGUAAAUUAAUUCACCCCAUUGCACAAGCAAGUGGCUAUCAGGACACAGUAGCUGAGUGGAUAACGUGAUGGCGUUUGAAGCGAAUGGUACUGGGUUCGAGUCCCAGAGUGAACGUCAACUCAUGCAGGUACAUCCAGCUGAUUCAUAUCAACUAAUGAAUACGUUUACAUUACAAAAAUCAUCUUUUGUUAUUUUAACAACUUUCUAUUUAUCACUACCAUGGAUAAUAUCCAUAGUGAAUACGUUGCCAACAACAAAUAAUAACGAUCCAAAUAUUUUGUAUCGUUUAACACCAUCAUCAUCAUCAGCAGCAGCAGGAGCAGCAGCAUCAUUAUCACAUCAAAAUGGAGGAGGAGAAAGAAUUUAUCUACCGGAAGAACUUCUUGCACAACUAUCAAGUGAACCAUAUAUCAAUUCAUUGUAUUUACCAAAACGUGCUGCUUACAUGGAUUUACCAUGGGGUAAACGUGCUUUAGCUAAACGUGCAGCUUAUAUUGAUUUACCAUGGGGUUAAUUGUGAAAUUGACUUACCAUUUAUAUCCAAUUACAUACAUAUAUACUUUAAUAAUGCAUACUAAAAUAUUCAUUGAGAACAAUCUAUCCAUCAGUCAUUAUAACUAAUCAUUGAUAGACUAAAGGUGAAAUGUGAGAUUAUUGGAAAAUUAAAACUGUCGUUUUAAAAAUCGAUAUUUCAUAAUUUGUUUGUUCUAUGAAAACUUUAUACUUUCAACAGCAACAAAAAAGAAUCUACUGAAACAAUCUUUCCUAGUGUUCAUUUUAAACAAUGAAUUAGUUCUUCAAUCAAAUAAUUAUUAUGUCCUUUAUCUGCC
This is a messenger RNA of Schistosoma haematobium, 1492 nucleotides long. RefSeq lists its product as uncharacterized. The transcript is spliced from 3 exons. The coding region runs from base 730 to 1176 and encodes 148 amino acids. NCBI's taxonomy places the organism in Eukaryota, Metazoa, Platyhelminthes, Trematoda, Strigeidida, Schistosomatidae. The record is from RefSeq and is a predicted model, not a curated record.